Messenger RNA from Caenorhabditis bovis, 738 nucleotides. The record is from the annotation of a GenBank genome assembly. NCBI's taxonomy places the organism in Eukaryota, Metazoa, Nematoda, Chromadorea, Rhabditida, Rhabditidae.
AUGGAAUUAUCUUCUGAGCGACGAGAGGAAAUUCUGAAGCAAUUGCAUUUUAUGCAACUCCAGCUGGAAAGCUACAGUAACAUUUGUUAUGCUAUAACGAGCAACACAAUAAAUGUUCGAAAAAAAUUUGUUGAGCGCAAUGGGAGUAUUCGAGGACGACGGAAUCUCGUCAAGAACACGGUGAGAACGAUGACGCAGAAAAUGGCAGUGGAGAGCACGUUCAUUAUUCCCGAAGAAGGAAAAGUCGUCGUGUACCUGACAACUUGCGGAAUUCUCCGAAAAGCAUUCGAAAAGUGCCGAAUCGCGACAAAUCUUCUAGAAGCUUUUCGAAUAAAAUUCGAAAUUCGCGAUUUGAAUAUUUCAUCGGAAUACGUCGACGAGCUUAUUGAACGCCUUCAAAUUCCACAGAAAAGUCGAAAUUUGGUUUUUGACUGUCUUCCUUCGAUUUAUAUCAACGGAUAUUACUUUGGGAAUGAGGCAACUCUCGAAGAACUCAAUGAUAAAAAAUUGCUGACCAAAGUGCUUGAGAACUGCCAAACAUUUCCAGAAAUUGGGCUUGAUUAUUUUCAGCGAACAUCGAGCACUUGUUCGGAGUGCGGAGGCCGCGGCUACGUCGUGUGCCGAAUUUGUCAUGGUAGUCGUCGCCAUCAUCAUUCCACAUCAAGUAUCGUCUUCGGCCUCCAAUUGCGUUGCUCAUUCUGCGACGUGAACGGGAUCACGAGAUGCGCGUCGUGCUAG